AUGAAUUAAGAAGUGGAAAACAAAGAAACUAAGGAAUAGAGAGAGUAAAUUGAAUAAGAAUCUGAUGACAAUGAGAAGAAUGACAAAAAAGAAUAGACCUAAUAGUAGGAGUAGAAAAAGAAGAAGAAGAAAAAUAAAAAGAAGAAGAAAUGGGGAGAAGAAGGUAUUUAGAAAUAACAAAAAAAUUAGAAGAAAUUAUGACUGAUUUUGAUGAUGAUUGGUAGAACAAAGUUAAGACAUCUAAGAUAUUACAAGACCCUGAUCUGCCUUAGCAUAUUAAAGAAAAAUAUGCCAUUUAUGAAAAUAAUCCAUACAUGAUGAUAAUAUCGAAUGUGCCUCUGAAUGUGUAACUGAAAGAAUUGGAGGAAUACUUUAAUACUCUCAUCACAUCUCUUGAUCCCAAAAUCAGUAUUAAUAAAUUAUAUAUAAGCCGAAAGACCCAUUAAGGCUAUUGAAUAUGGGGCAACAAAGUCUUGGGUAGUAUUGGAAUGCAGUUCCAAAGAAGCUAAAAGGGCAUUGGUGACUUAGGAUUAGGUUUAAUUCGUGAAUAAUUGCAAAAUAAAAGUAGAAAGACCAAGAAAAUUUCUAGAAAGGAUAUUAAAUCCAUAGGCUAAGGAGGGGGAAUUAAAUGCUGAUCAAAAACAGGAAGACAAUACAAGAUUGUAUUUGGGAGGGUUACCUACUUAUCUGAGAGAUGAGGAUGUGAUGAAACUCAUACAAUCCUUUGGAUCAACUAAGUACUUUAAUUUAGUCAAAGACACUACAUCUAAUACAGAGAUUUCAAAAGGAUAUUGUUUUUUUGAGUAUGAAAAAAGUGUCUCAACUGCAAAGGCUUUAAAGGCACUUAACAAUUUGUAAAUUGGAGACAAGAAAUUGAAGAUAUGCAAAGUUCAAGGAGAACCCUAAUAAAAUAAGAAAAUUAAUGGAAGAGAUUAGCCUUCUAAUUAUGCUGGUUCAUUUUUGGCUUCCUGUGAUUUGUUGCGAAUGCCAUAAGUGUAAUAGAUGCUAACGAUCCCUUAGUCUGCAUUGAUUCCAAGCAAGGUUGUGCAAUUCUUGAAUAUGGUAUUGAUUAAAUGAUAAUAUCAAAAGUGCUCAAUUGAAGAUCUGUAUGAAGAUGAUAUAUAUGAAGAAUUGAUGGAGGACAUUAGAAGUGAAUGUAUACGUUUUGGUUAAAUAGAGAAGAUAGAAAUACCAAGGCCAGACAAAGAAUCAGGGUAAGAUAUAAUAAUUGCAAUAUUAUUAUAGUUUUUGUAACCCAGCUGUAGGAAAGAUCUUUGUUAAAUUUUAUUAUUAAAUUCCUGCAAAGAAAGCUAAAUUCCAUCUAGCAGGUCGCACAUACAAUAAGAGAACUGUUAUUACUUCUUUUUAUCCUGAGGAACAAUUUGAUUAUAAGGAUUAUUUGAUAAAUGGAUGAUUGUUUGAGUGUAUG
Messenger RNA from Paramecium octaurelia, 1429 nucleotides. NCBI's taxonomy places the organism in Eukaryota, Ciliophora, Oligohymenophorea, Peniculida, Parameciidae. The record is from the annotation of a GenBank genome assembly.